AUGACAUUUCAGGCUGGUGAGCAAUUCCUUCUAAAAGUGACACCCAUAAAGGGGGCGAUGAGAUUUAGUAAUAAGGGCAAGCUUAGUCCUCGAUACAUUGGUCCAUUUGAGGUUCUUGACUGUGUAGGGCUAGUGGCUUAUAGGUUGGCUUUACUACCUUGCCUCUCUGGAGUUCAUCUGGUGUUUCAUGUGUCCAUGUGGAAGAACUAUCAUAGGAGCGGAGAUUACAUCAUAAAGUGGGACUCAAUGUUGUUACUUAAGGACCUUCGGUAUGAGAGGGAACCGAUUAUAAUUCUAGAUCGUGAUGUCCGAAAGCUAAGGACCAAUGAGAUUAAGUCCGUGAAAUUCCAAUGGAAGCAUCUUCCAAUGGAGGAAUUUACUUGGGUAACCGAGAAGGACAUUCGAGACAAGUAUCCCAGUUGGUCGACGAUUCAGAUGGCAAGGACUAGAGCCACUGUUGUUGGUGGUAGAGGGGAGGUAAUCCCUGAGAUGGUUAUUGAGGCACCAACUUAG
This is a messenger RNA of Solanum stenotomum, 513 nucleotides long. RefSeq lists its product as uncharacterized. The record is from RefSeq and is a predicted model, not a curated record. The transcript has 2 exons. Bases 1 to 513 code for a protein of 170 amino acids. NCBI's taxonomy places the organism in Eukaryota, Viridiplantae, Streptophyta, Magnoliopsida, Solanales, Solanaceae.